Anoplopoma fimbria (sablefish) is the source of this 1236-nucleotide messenger RNA. RefSeq lists its product as uncharacterized. The coding region runs from base 72 to 887 and encodes 271 amino acids. Lineage: Eukaryota; Metazoa; Chordata; Actinopteri; Perciformes; Anoplopomatidae. The record is from RefSeq and is a predicted model, not a curated record. The transcript is spliced from 3 exons.
AAGAAGUCAAGAGUGGCAAGUGUUAGCAGCAAUUGUGUUUCCGUGAGGUUUAUGCUGACAUAACUGCAGGGAUGUGUGUGCCACUGGUGUAUUUUUUUCUCAGCGCUGUUGUGCUUCACAAUGUGGCAGCUGGAGGUGUGUAUUGUGCUAAAACAGCCAGAGCCCGUGCAGCUGCCCUUGGUUUGGCUUAUCCUGGAGUCCAUGGAGCCCCUUAUCUCUAUGGACCAGCUCACCAUGGGACGCAUCACGGCAUGAUGCCACCCAGACCUCAACCUUACCAGCAAACUGAUCCUGAAUUGGGUGAGACUAACCCUAACAUGGCCUCCUACAAACAAAGUCAACAGGAAGUGAGAUCCCUAGAUGACAGAAUACAUAAACAAACGCACUCCAGGAAUUGGCACGGCCCUUACAGUCCAGUUCGAGGUGAAUACACCGGCGACCCAGUGCUCAGCUUUCCCAGAGGACGCUCCGUUAUGAACCGCGAGUCCAAUUUUGAGCAGGUCAAGCAUGUUGCCCCUCCCUCUCUGGCUGAAGCCCCAGGCCGGCCUGACCUUGUGAAUUGGGAUCCCCAAGGUCGCAACAAGCCAACCCGGUUUGUCUACAAUGAGCAUGACCUUGUUGUUGAUGAGUCUGUCCCAAAUAGACGUGACAUGUCUGUGAGUGGGCUCCGCAUGCCCCAAGGCAGGGGUCACGGCGCUUACCCGAGCGGUCUAACCGGAUAUGGCCGGUUAAGAGAGGUUCCUGUCCUCCGUUCAUCUGGCAUCACCAACAGAGCGAUGACUAGCCAAAACCCUGCGGAUGGUAGGCCGAGAAGGAUCGGCUUCUCUGGCCGUCUGGCUCAUCCUCCGUACAGACGGCUCAAUGUCGAACAGUUUUUUUCAAGGUAACCCUGUUCAGAGACGUCUGAUUUUUAAAAAGCUAAAUCAGGUCCAGUUAGGAUGAGUCUGUGAGCUAAAGCGUCUGACACAUAGCCAGCCUGUCUUGUCAAAUGGUGUCCCUGUGAGGAGUUGUUAAAGUUAACAGGCAAGCAUUUUUGUAAAGGAUGAAGAAUGUGAUUUCAGAAUGUAUUUGUCUGGUUUUCUCUAACCUUUUUUUUUGAAAAAUAAAGAAAACUAUGUCCAACUUAUCAGCGCACAAGCUUCUGCAUUGUUGCUUCCUCACCUGUAACUCUACAACAACAUUCUGUCUUGAAUAUAGAAUUACUAACAUUUGUGUUUCUCAGUGCCUUUCUCCCCU